Messenger RNA from Kwoniella shivajii, 1854 nucleotides. RefSeq lists its product as uncharacterized. Bases 1 to 1854 code for a protein of 617 amino acids. The transcript is spliced from 4 exons. NCBI's taxonomy places the organism in Eukaryota, Fungi, Basidiomycota, Tremellomycetes, Tremellales, Cryptococcaceae. The record is from RefSeq and is a predicted model, not a curated record.
AUGGAGAAUCAGUCCACUCACCCACCAUUGAACCUAGCAGCAGCAGCAGCGACACCAACGUCAAACGACAUCACUGCAUUCGCAAUUGAUCCUUCAUUAGAAGCAUCGAGUGAAUUCUUCCCUUCGACAGGUACAGAUCAAGGUAGUGGUAAUGAGGAUGAUGGACGACCCACUCAAGAAGACAUAGAUGCCGUUAUCAAAGCUUCGUUAGAUCAUGCUCAAGCUGAGGCUGAAGCCGAAGCACAUGCUCAUGCUCAUGCCCACGCUCACGCUGCAAAUGUCACGAAUACAGACGCCGAUACUCAGGCUGCUUUAUUAGCUGCUGCAGCCAUAACGAAUUUUGAUAACGUGUCUGCACCGUCAAUCACACCAGGUAUAGAUGAACAGCAUGAAGGUGAUACGUCACUACAGUCCACACCGAAAGUACAAGUCAAACCCAAGAGACCCAAGACAGAUAACUUGAGACAUGGGCAAGAAAAUAAUCCAAUAAACAAUCCAUCAUUGCAUAUUGCACCAUUUUCAAAACCUAUAAGAGAUGAAAGCACACCGUUACCUUUAUAUCUAUUAUUCGAUAGUAAAGCCAACUUUAUAAGAUGGCUAGACGCUGAAUCAAGUUGGUGUCAUUUCGUUCAGCGUAGAACUACCACACCUGAUAAAAGAUCUGCGGAACGUUUACAAGCUAGAAUAAGAGCUCACAAUAGAUCUCUAGAGGCUAUGAAUCCAGAAGAAAGAUCUACUGCAGCACCGCUAAAAACAAGACAACGUAAAAGAGUCUCACCAGUCUUGGAGAAAGUCACCUUCACAUGUCAUCACGCUGGAACGUAUGAAUCAAAACAUUCAACUGUAUUACCAAAAGAGAAAUUGAGGUUGAAUACCAAGAGAUCAGUCAAAUGUGCUUGUGCAAGUCGGAUCGUGUUGAGCGAAAAUCAAUCUGGUGAUUGUAGAGUUGUUUAUCAUUGGAAACAUGAUGGACAUGAUCCAUUCUCAGAUGCGGAUACUGAAGGUGGAAGAUUACCUAAAGCGAUUGAUAUUUGGUUAAAUAAACAAAUCGAGGCUGGUAAAACGCUUGAUGACAUACGAAAAGUAUUGAACAUAUCUGAAGAAGAGAAAGAAGCGUACUUGGCCAAAGUAGCGGCGGAUCCAACAACUAUGGAUCCAUCUUUACCACCUCCGUUAGCAUUGGCACUCAAAGUGAAAUACCCUGAUAUCUAUAAUCGAUAUAGGAAGCUGAAAGGUCCGGUGAAAGAACAUAAACAACUAAAAGGAUCAACCAAGAGAACUUCAAGUGGAACGAUGAAGAACGGUUCAAAGAUUAAUUCUUCAUCUCAGUCUCACUCUCCAUUAUCGUUGACACAAAUGUCUCGUAACAACGGGACCGAAAUGGAUAUGGGAAUCGAGGACCAUAAGUUCAAUUCUUCUGAUCAAGCAGGAAACGAGAAUGGAAUCGACCACGAUCAGAAUCCAUUAGGAAAUAUCUUGGACCCUUUAUUGACUUCGUACGAUCAAGAUGAACAAAAUAAAUUAGACUUGAUACAACCUACGCAAGCGCAAUUACAUGAACAUUCCCUUCAACAUGGACACGACCAUGACCACGAACAUGAUCUUGAACAUCAAGAAGUCGAUAAUGAAUUUGCACAAUUAGCUUCAUCUCAUGAUCUGACUUCGACGACAUCUGUGGAUGAGUUAAGUUCAACUCAUGAAGGAUUAGCACGAGCUUUGCUGGAAUUACCGUCUGGUGGUGGAUUAAGGGAUGAAGAUGGCAAUGAAAUGAGUCUAGAAGAAGCUAUGAGAAGGAUGGCUGAAGGUGUAGCUGCCGUGGCUGCAAGUCAAGAAGUUGAUCAGAUGGGUAUAUAA